Messenger RNA from Cricetulus griseus (Chinese hamster), 241 nucleotides. RefSeq names its product NADH:ubiquinone oxidoreductase subunit A1 (gene Ndufa1). NCBI's taxonomy places the organism in Eukaryota, Metazoa, Chordata, Mammalia, Rodentia, Cricetidae. The record is from RefSeq and is marked validated.
AAGGAAAAAAGAGUUGGUCGCCUUCGUUACCAGUGGUAUUUGAUGGAAAGAGAUAGACGUGUCUCUGGAGUCAAUCGCUACUAUGUGUCCAGGGGCUUGGAGAACAUUGACUAGAGAAGCAUUUUCCUGGCGGAUGAAAAAAUUACUUGGUUAUUCAUCUGUUCCUGCUAGAAGGCAAAUGCAGCAUAUUAUAUACUAUGCGCAUGUUAUGUAAUGCUUAAUAAAAUUUAAAGAACAUAAA